CCGCUCGGCGUCUCACGCCCAGAGCCAUCCUGGCCCAGGGUGGACACGGGAAGGAGCGCUGGGUGCGGUGACUCUGCUCUGACUUUGGAGCACUGGGGGUUGGACUGAUGACCUGUAAAGGUUCCUUCCCACCCAAACCACCCUGUGAUUCUAUGAUCUACCGCCCUCCUCGCCGCGAGGCUGUGCAGGCAGCCGUGCGGGGCUGUUUGCUUCCCUGUGCUCUGCCACUCCGGUUGGUUUUGGUUUGGGUGUGAUGCCUGGCAGACCGGGCACAGGCAGGUCUCCGCGUCUGCCUGGGAGUGGGCUGUUUGUCCUUUGCGCUGCAGAUGUAUCUCCUGCUGCGUAUGUGGAUUAGAUAGCGGCGUGUCCCACACCGCCUUUCUUCCUCCGUUCGCCUUUGCGAUACAGAGUCGCAAGUCGCGUUUUGCUGUGGGCAAAGGAACUUUCCGUCUCGGUAAAUAAGCUUCUUUGUCCAUGAGCUCUCCUUGUUCCAUGCUGUGGAGAUGGUGGCUGGAGAGAGGACGAGCCGUUGGUCGGAGGAGAAGGCUGGUGUGCAGCGGGGGUGAUGCAUUUGAUGUAUCCGCAGGGAUAUAGGGUCCUCCAGAGCUUUCCCUCCUCAAGUGGGCAGGCGACAGCGGGCUCCCCUGGCCCUUUUGGCUGCCUCCAUAGCAGAAAUGUUGCGUCUCCUUGGGAUGAGCUCCUGGCUGCCUGUGCCUGGGGCUGUGGGUAUCCCUGGGCCAUCAGGGGCUGGAAGGAGCAGGAAAGCACAUGGAAAGGGGAUGGGAGCUGUGCCGGGAGGCUCCCCCCAUGGUCACCCCAUGGCAGUGGGGCCCUUUGGACACCCAAUGUUAAUGCUGCACGAGAGUCCUCGAUUCCCAAGACACUCACCAGGACAUUGGCCACGAUUUAGUGUUGCACGAAUGUGGUGACCCUCUCUGUAGAUGUCCUGCUCCGCUGGGACGUGUGCGGAACCCGAAGCUUCUGGUCAGGGAGUGCCAGAUCCUGCCAGACACAGCCCUUUGUCCUCUCUCUUCUCACCUUACGAGUGCUGCUUUACUAAUUUUAUUAAUGGCUCCAUAGGUCUCAGCAGCCACAAACCAUUCCCGAGCCAAAGUAUUUGCACUUCGCAAAGAUUUGGGGCUACGCGGGUCCAGCCUGGAUUUGGGUGAAACUGUUGUCUCUCCUGCCCCAGCCGUGGUUGGAUUAGUGAGAGCUGGGGUAGUUCCUGAGGCUUAUGUUGGAUUUUGGCCUGGGGAUUUUCCUCCAGGCAGGAGCUUAGCGGUGACCUGCUAAGUAUGCAGAUGAGAGGAGCUCUCCUCAGGCUGCUUUGAAAUGCAAGUGAGCGCUGCGUCUAAUUUCGUAAUCCUUUACUUGCAGCUAAUUAUGAUGCAGCCUUACUCAGAUUUUUCUCUUUCCCUUCCUUUCAUUCCUGAGGACGGUGUGAGUGUGAGUGCCCGGGAAAGUCCAACCCUUUGUUAACGGCUGUGUUUGUGCCCUGGUGAAAUCAUGGAACUUGGGUUGGAAGGGACCUUGGAUGGAAGCCCAUCCAGUCCCACCCCCUGCCAUGGGCAGGGACACGUCCCACUGGAUCAGGGGGCUCAAAGCCCCGUCCAGCCCUGGAGGAUGGGGAGCAACUCCUGGGUGUGUGCGGAGUGGGUCCGGUUCUUGGGACUGGAGUAUCUGGGAAGCUGGGGACGGGAAAGAUUUUUGGGGCAUGGCAUCGUCCUAGGCAAUUCCCAGACACGGAGGUAAUCUCCCUUCGAAACUCAGGGAUGUGAAGGCAUAGUUUUGCUUCUAGGACUGCAUCUUCAUUGCUCAGGACAGAAAGCAGCCCACAUUACUACGGGAUUUUGGCUCUUUGCUGAGCGAGGGCUGACAGCCUCUCCUGCCCCUCGUGCCAGCGUCAGCUCCCAGCAGUUUUGUGGCAAAGGCUCCUCUGUCAAACAGGCUGGGAUGGGGCCAGCCCGGCAUCAGGUGCCAGGCACGCAAGUCGUGCUCAACUGAACCUCCAAGAUCUCAUCUUAGCACGUUCCUGCUCCUGAUGGAUUAUUUGGGAGCUGGUGACCAUGUGCAGUGAUGGCAGCCAUCAGGAAGAAGCUGGUGAUCGUGGGAGACGGUGCCUGCGGGAAGACGUGUCUGCUGAUCGUGUUCAGCAAGGACCAGUUCCCCGAGGUCUACGUUCCGACUGUGUUUGAGAACUACAUUGCUGACAUAGAGGUAGAUGGGAAGCAGGUGGAGCUGGCACUGUGGGACACGGCAGGACAGGAGGACUAUGACAGGCUGCGGCCCCUCUCCUACCCGGACACAGAUGUCAUCCUCAUGUGCUUUUCCAUUGACAGCCCGGAUAGCCUCGAGAACAUCCCCGAGAAGUGGACGCCUGAGGUAAAGCAUUUCUGCCCCAACGUGCCCAUCAUCCUGGUGGGGAACAAGAAGGACCUGCGGAACGACGAGCACACGCGGCGCGAGCUGGCGAAGAUGAAGCAGGAGCCGGUGAAGCCGGAGGAAGGGAGGGACAUGGCCAACAGGGUCAAUGCCUUCGGCUACCUCGAGUGCUCAGCCAAGACGAAGGAGGGCGUGCGGGAGGUCUUUGAGAUGGCCACGCGCGCCGGCCUGCAGGUCCGCAAGAACAAGAAGCGCAGAGGCUGCCCGCUGCUCUGAGCGGCCCCGCGGGCCGGGAGGAGCCGCCUGUGCCGGCAUCCCUGCGCCGCGCGGGGAGGGAGCGCCGGCAAGCGCCAAAGCGGGACCUUGUGGUGCCAGUACCUGCCCUGAACUCUCCACGCAAGAGCUGCCACCCAAGCCCGUGGGAUGUCCCUGUGCGACCCCAGGGCCAUGAGGGGUCAGCCUUCGGUUUCCUCUGCUCUCUACAGGCUGGGCAUUGGCAUAGCUCUCGGCGUCACCUGUUUUCUACCCAAUCUCCUUGGGUUUGUCUCUCCUGUGGGGAUUGCCGUGGUGUUUGCUCUCCCUCCCCAGCUCCGGGAGAUGCCCGCAGCUCCCGUGUGGGGUCUGCUGGGCCCUUGGCUGCUCUCUGCCCACUCCCCACGUGCCGUUUUGUACCGGCUCACACCCAGGGCAGCUUUCAGUUGGCCGGAGUGCUCCGCUCCCGGGCCCUGCGCUGGGGCAGCUCCUCUGCCCAGCUCUGCCAGUGAUGCCUUCAAGUCUGCGUUCGGUCACGGACUCAGCACCGGUAAAUGGAAUUGCCUAAUUGGGGGAAUAAACGCAAACUG
Cuculus canorus (common cuckoo) is the source of this 3224-nucleotide messenger RNA. RefSeq names its product ras homolog family member C (gene RHOC). The record is from RefSeq and is a predicted model, not a curated record. Gene Ontology annotation, molecular function: GTPase activity; GTP binding. The transcript is spliced from 5 exons. The coding region runs from base 2077 to 2658 and encodes 193 amino acids. Gene Ontology annotation, cellular component: neuron projection. Gene Ontology annotation, biological process: small GTPase-mediated signal transduction. Lineage: Eukaryota; Metazoa; Chordata; Aves; Cuculiformes; Cuculidae.